AUGGAACUGGCAGUAGGGGGAUGUCCUAAGCAUCAUCUCACCCAAUGCGCUGGAUCUUCCUCCCAUCAUCUGGGGAGCGCUCUCCAUCGGGGCUACUGUCAGCCCUCUCAAUCCCAAUUUCCCGGCCAAGGACUUGGUGCAUUACCUCAAAGACUCACGAUCAAAAGACGCAGUAUGCGACUGUUCUGGAAGCGGCAGAAGGCUGGUCUGAGCGCCGAAAGGAUCAUCGUUGUGGACGAUGCCAGACAGGAUGUAUGGCAGACCAACGCAUCCUCCAUCCCAGACGAUGAUUUCAACCGUCCUCACAUUCCUCCUAUUACGAAUCCCGAAAAAGAGGUGGCUGUUCUGGUGUACUCCUCCGGCACGGCCAGUCUAUCGAAAGGCGUGAUGUUGUCGCACUACAACAUCGUCGCCAAUCUUCUCCAGGCAGAGGCCGUGGAUACCAGCGUGCUCACUCAUCGCGACACGGCUCUCGCCUUCCUCCCCUUCUUGCACAUCAUGGGCCUCAGCUUCCUCAUCAACUACAGCUUCUACAUUGGCACUGGAUACUAUAGAAAUUAUAUUAGAAUACGAAUCCUCUUCCACUCAUAG
Molecule: messenger RNA, 591 nt
Organism: Aspergillus clavatus NRRL 1
Lineage: Eukaryota; Fungi; Ascomycota; Eurotiomycetes; Eurotiales; Aspergillaceae
Exons: 1
Coding region: 1-591 (196 amino acids)
Biological process (GO): secondary metabolic process
Molecular function (GO): CoA-ligase activity
Source: RefSeq, a predicted model, not a curated record